AUGCCUAACAAUCGACAUUUACAAAGAGGAUAUGAAUCGUUCCCAAAUGAGGUCACGAAGGAAGUCGAUUGUAGACGCGAAGGGGCAAUCAGCGACCAGAAGGGAGCACGAUGGUUCGUUGCUCUACUCGCAAUCGGUGGCGGCCUCCGGGGUUCGACUAGACUGAAGAAGAAGAAUGAUCGAAGCUGCGAGGCGGCUGUGACCUCGGACGAGAAGAAAGAGACGAAGCAGUGGGGAUGCUCGUCUUCAGUCUUCGAAGGAGUUGCGAAGGAAAACGAGAUGGCUGCGAGGCAUGAUGGAGGUUGUCAUCUCCCGAAGAAGAUGGAGCGCCUCUGA
This is a messenger RNA of Lactuca saligna, 336 nucleotides long. The record is from the annotation of a GenBank genome assembly. NCBI's taxonomy places the organism in Eukaryota, Viridiplantae, Streptophyta, Magnoliopsida, Asterales, Asteraceae.